Pipistrellus nathusii (Nathusius's pipistrelle) is the source of this 972-nucleotide messenger RNA. The record is from the annotation of a GenBank genome assembly. NCBI's taxonomy places the organism in Eukaryota, Metazoa, Chordata, Mammalia, Chiroptera, Vespertilionidae.
AUGGGAAAUCUGCUCAAAGUCCUUACCAGGGAAAUUGAGAACUAUCCACACUUUUUUCUGGAUUUUGAAAACGCCCAGCCCACGGAAGGCGAGCGGGAGAUAUGGAACCAGAUCAGCGCAGUCCUCCAGGAUUCCGAGAGCAUCCUCGCAGACCUGCAGGCGUACAAGGGCGCGGGCCCAGAGAUCCGAGACGCCAUUCAAAAUCCCAAUGACAUCCAGCUUCAAGAAAGAGCAUGGAAUGCAGUGUGUCCUCUGGUGGUGAGGCUAAAGAGAUUUUAUGAGUUUUCCAUAAGGCUAGAAAAAGCUCUUCAAAGUUUAUUAGAAUCUCUGACCUGUCCACCCUACACGCCAACCCAGCACCUGGAGCGAGAGCAGGCACUGGCCAAGGAAUUUGCGGAAAUCCUGCAUUUUACCCUUCGAUUUGAUGAGCUGAAGAUGAGGAACCCGGCUAUUCAGAAUGACUUCAGCUACUACAGGAGGACAAUAAGCCGCAACCGCAUCAACAACAUGCACCUAGACAUUGAGAAUGAAGUCAAUAACGAGAUGGCCAAUCGAAUGUCCCUCUUCUACGCGGAAGCCACGCCCAUGCUGAAAACCCUUAGCAAUGCCACAAUGCACUUUGUCUCCGAAAACAAAACCCUGCCAAUAGAGAACACCACAGACUGCCUCAGCACUAUGACGAGUGUCUGUAAAGUCAUGCUGGAAACACCGGAGUACAGGAGCAGGUUUACGAGCGAAGAAACGCUGAUGUUCUGCAUGAGGGUCAUGGUGGGGGUCAUCAUCCUCUACGACCACGUCCACCCCGUGGGAGCUUUCUGCAAGACAUCCAAGAUUGAUAUGAAAGGCUGCAUAAAGGUUUUGAAGGAGCAGGCCCCGGACAGUGUGGAGGGGCUGCUGAAUGCGCUCAGGUUCACUACAAAGCACUUGAACGAUGAGUCGACUUCCAAACAGAUUCGGGCGAUGCUUCAGUAA